GCCGGGAAGAAGAUGUCUGUGCUUAAGCGGAUGAUGCGGGUCUCCAAUCGCUCGCUCCUCGCCUUCAUCUUCUUUUUCUCGCUCUCCACGUCCUGUCUCUACUUCAUCUAUGUGGCUCCGGGCAUUGCCAACACAUAUCUCUUUAUGGUACAAGCUCGAGGAAUAAUGUUGAGAGAAAAUGUGAAAACAAUAGGACAUAUGAUCAGAUUGUAUACAAAUAAGAAUACUACACUCAAUGGUACAGAUUACCCUGAAGGCAGUAAUUCAAGUGAUUAUCUUGUUCAAACAACAACAUAUCUUCCGGAAAACUUCACAUAUUCACCAUAUCUCCCUUGCCCAGAAAAACUGCCUUACAUGAGGGGAUUCCUCAAUGUCAAUGUGAGUGAAAUCAGUUUUGAUGAAAUUCAUCACCUUUUCUCCAAGGAUUUAGAUAUUGAACCAGGAGGUCACUGGAGGCCAAAAGAUUGCAAACCCAGGUGGAAGGUGGCUGUUCUUAUUCCUUUCCGUAACCGCCAUGAACAUCUCCCAAUCUUCUUCUUGCAUCUGAUUCCAAUGCUUCAGAAACAGAGGCUAGAAUUUGCCUUCUAUGUCAUUGAACAGACUGGCACGCAGCCUUUUAACCGUGCAAUGCUUUUCAACGUGGGCUUCAAAGAGGCCAUGAAAGACAGCGUGUGGGACUGUGUGAUCUUCCAUGAUGUGGAUCAUCUGCCAGAAAAUGACCGAAACUAUUAUGGAUGUGGAGAAAUGCCUCGUCACUUUGCAGCAAAGCUGGAUAAAUACAUGUAUAUUCUUCCAUAUAAGGAGUUUUUUGGUGGUGUGAGUGGACUGACAGUGGAACAAUUUACAAAGAUCAAUGGCUUUCCUAAUGCCUUCUGGGGAUGGGGAGGAGAAGAUGAUGACCUUUGGAACAGAGUUCACUAUGCUGGAUAUAAUGUAACAAGACCAGAAGGAGAUUUGGGAAAAUACAAGUCUAUUCCUCACCAUCAUCGAGGUGAAGUUCAGUUUUUAGGACGGUAUAAAUUACUACGAUACUCCAAAGAGCGUCAGUACAUCGAUGGAUUGAACAAUUUAAUAUAUACUCCCCAAAUACUGGUUGAUAGGUUGUAUACAAAUAUAUCUGUAAACCUCACACCAGAGUUAGCUCCAAUCGAAGACUAUUAAAAGAAGUAGCUCUCAUGCUAAGAUAGCCCACAGUGCUGGAUGAUAUGUGUAGAGUGCUGCUAAUGGUGAUGAUGAAUUCAAGUGUCUCACGAUGCCCUGUGCUGUGAGAAGAUGAAACAGCAGUCCUCACUGCUUACAGUGUGUGGGAUUCGAGAACCAUCCUCCUUCCUCCCAUCAUUCUCUGCUCUGACAUUCCCCCAUCCAUGGCAGCACUGAAGAUGCCAGAUAUCAUUGCUGAAGAGUGGAAAUUAAGAGAGCUCCCAACAACAAAAAUUUUAUACUAAAAUCUAUAAUUUAAUUGAAGAGAAUGCUUUAUUUCCAUUUAAAUAUAUUUUGUACAUAUGUGAUAUAAAUCAAUCUGUUCAAACUGUUGAAAAAUAAGGUGUGUUACAGUUUUGCAUGUCAUUGGUUAUGCCUUUAUUAAACUUUUCUAGAUUUGUUUUUAUUUGCACGGAAAAAAUGUAAAUUUAUGUCCCUAAACAAAGGUUAAUCCUUGUGUGAAAUGAAGGAACUGUCAAUAAUUGACAGCCAACUAAUCCAGUAAACUGUUAUACUAGUUUUGAGCUUUAGACCAUCAGUCUUCUGUAUGGAAGAAGUCAUAACUAUUAGGGAUUUAAAAGGUAAGAAGAAAGGACUGCAACAGCUUUUCUUCCUUACUAGGAUUACCUUUUUUCCUUGCUUGCAAUUUCAUCUGAUUUUGCUAAAUCACAACCAUAUUCUUUAUGCAUAUUGCAUGAGUAUUACCAGGAAAAUCUUAAAAGUUGUGAUGUGACAUGAUAAAAAGGACCUCUUUAUGUUAAAUGUCUUUCAUGUACCUCUGGUGUGUCAGGGAUUUUAUGCCUCAGAAGAUAUUCCCAAGGUUGUAUGUGUUUGUACUUUGUUUGUUUGUUUGUUUGUUUGGUUUUUUUGUAUUGCAAAUAGCACUUUUAUUUCCAAUUCAAAAGCUAAAAAUGAGUCUUCAUUAAAAAAAAACCACUUUUUAAAAAGUGAGCUAUGGAUAACCCAGUAAUACUUAUUCAAACGAAUUACACUAUUAGAUAAAUGUUCUAUUUUUAUGAAGAUAAGUGCUUAGUAGAUAAAAACAAACUUUCUCAGCUUCAAAGAAUAUCAAGUUUUUAAGGGAGUUUUUAAUGUCAGCUAGUUUCAUUCACACAGUAUGUUUUCAUUUUCAAGAUGUAAGAUUCUGGUAAAAUAUUUUAAGUACUAAAAUAUCCUUACUAAAAGCAUAAGUUAAUAGAAUAACCUUAAAAUGCAUAGUAAUUUAUUGAAAAACAUUAAUAUUAUGACACUUCCCUGAAAGCAGGUCUUACCACCUGACAUUAAAUAUAUUAUCGUAAAUUUGCACAAAUUUAUUCAUGGCAACACCAAGCAAUAUCUUUCCUUUGAAAAUGAUCUGUUAUAGUUAACCAAAGAUUAUUUAAAAGAUUGAUAUUUUCACAAAUUUAAAAGAAAAGCAUAUACUUAAUAAAGUGAACCUUCAACAGUGAGAAGCAGCAGAAACUUGCAGUGAGCAACACCAUCACUACGUUCACCUAGUGAACCACUUACCUAAAACAGAAAUAUACACCUCAGGUUGCAAGUUUGAUUUUGAGAUGUCAUUUUAUGGGAGUAUUAAUAACCUAAAAGAUCACAAACCAAAUCAUAAAAUAAUGAAAAUUCUUAUACAUUGAGAAAAUGAAUACUUAUGAUGCCAAAUAGAAUUUUUUCUCUUUCACCUGAUUCUUAGAAGUAUUUUGUAAACACUUUUCUUUCUCUCACAACUAUUUUAAUUUUUUGUUGCUACUUAAAAUAUUUGUAAAAAUUGCUAUCUGUUCAUUUCCUGUCUCUUGUAUCCAGUGUAGUGAAAGUAAAUGGACUGAGAAAAUUAACAUUGGUUGAUCGCUAACCAAACCAGUAAGGCCACAGAACACAAUCUGACAGUGUUUAGAUAACUUAGUUGCGGGGAAUUUUGAGCUGUUUUUGAGUCUUAUUAGAUACUUCAUUUUUUCUUUCAUGUGGAGCUGCCCAAACAUGGGAACCUUUUUAUUUUGAUAAAGUUUUUCUACAUUCAGGAGAGUUUAGUACUGAUAACAUCUGCCUUAUUUUCUUGUAUAAAGUCCAGUGGAAACUGUUGUUUUCAGAGCUGCCCAUGAAUCUUUUCAUUUUCUCAGUGUGGUGUAUCAUCCUGUGAAAACCUCAAACUGUUUUUUUUUCUUUUUUGCUUUGUUUUACUUUUUAAAUGCAUAUAUCUAAAAUUGCUAGUUGCCUACAAAAAGUUUGUAGGCAAACUACCUGCCUAAAGGCAGACAGUCAUGUUUCCAUAUCAGGUACCAGAAUUUGCCUAGUUAUCUUCAUUGUAGGAAGAGAAAUUUAUUCCAUAUGAAAAAGUCCCUCGCAAAUGCAAGCUUUUAAAAACAAUUGUUUAUUUCAUUUAUUAGUGAACAUAUAUUGUCUAGUAUGUCAGAUGUGAUGCUAUCAAUGCCUGUGGAAAAAAUUAUUAUUUCUGCACAAAUUAAUCAAGCAAGUUGAGACAACCUCUGAUAACUGUAUCUCUUGUAUUUUUUAGUCUGAAAAUGAAGAAGCAUAUCUAUAGAUAGAUAGCUAGAUAGAUUAAUACUGUAAUUACAAAGUCCAAGGUCCUCUGGUACUACUGAGCUAGUUAUACGAUGCCUUUCAACUGGAUAAAAUAGUAAUGAUUAACAGGCCUGACUGUAGAAAAAAGAAAAGGGAAAAGUACACACAUUAUUGUAACAGUGUCUUCAAUGAAUACCAUAUGAAGCUAAUCAUUUAAAUCUUUGCCCAAAAUGGGGAUUAAUGAAUGUUUUUAUUCUAAAUUUCAAUUUCUGUUUGUAUUUUGUGAAAAUGUGUCUAGUAAGAAAGUCUUACAAUAUUAUGUAAAACACAAAGCUAUGUAUUAAAAACCUAUACUGCUUCCCAAGAAAACAUAUUGAUGUCUGUUUUUAAACAAAAUGGAAAAAUACUGAGAAAAUACUGAGUAUAUUAUAUUCCUUCUUUUGGAAGUGCCACACAAGUGAAAGCAGAUUUUUUGCAUCGUUUUAUUUGCCUUUGCAUCUCUGUUACAGUUCUUUAUAGACUUUUUAGAUGAUACUGAUGUUAUGGGUUUAUUGUUUUGUAUUUGCAAGGAUGACAGUUGAGAGAACUAAAAUGGUUAUAGUGUUGUUUACCAGAAAGAGUUUACUCCAGACCUUAUUAAAACCUGAAAGGCUUCUACGUAAGUGCAUUGAAAUUCUGGUACUUUCUUGUACUCUUUUUUUUUUUUUUUUUUGCUUCUCAUGGAAAAGUUUGUACUUUUUUAUCAUUGUCUUUUAUGAAAUAUAAUGCUCUAAAUAUA
This is a messenger RNA of Erinaceus europaeus (western European hedgehog), 4492 nucleotides long. It is a transcript of the gene B4GALT6, whose product is annotated as beta-1,4-galactosyltransferase 6. Gene Ontology annotation, molecular function: UDP-galactose:glucosylceramide beta-1,4-galactosyltransferase activity. The record is from RefSeq and is a predicted model, not a curated record. Lineage: Eukaryota; Metazoa; Chordata; Mammalia; Eulipotyphla; Erinaceidae. Gene Ontology annotation, biological process: glycosphingolipid biosynthetic process; carbohydrate metabolic process. The transcript has 9 exons. The coding region runs from base 13 to 1161 and encodes 382 amino acids.